AUGGCGAACAACAAAUCGAUAACAUCUGUUCAAAUCAAUACACAAGCUAGUGCUAAACACGUAUCAAACUUUUGCAAGGAUGCAGUUGCCAAUCGGCGUAUUAACAUGCAAAGAAUGCAAAAUGUCUUCCUUAUUUGGUUGGACAACAAUAUUAAUAAAAAUAAUGCUGAUUGUGAUAACACAAUCAAACAAUUGAAACACGUUGUUAACAACAUAAACACGUUUACAGAUGGUGAAGAAUGCAUUGAAUUUAUUCAAACCAUUACCAAUAACAAAGUAUGCAUGAUUGUCUCCGGGUCACUUGGAAAAUAUAUUAUGCGUCAUGUGCAUGACAUGUCCCAAGUGGAUAACAUUUUUAUUUUUUGUAACAAUCAAGAAUGCCAUCAACAAUGGACCAAAGAAUGGCCUAAAAUAAAAGGAGUCUUCACAGAUAUAACAUCAAUCUGUGAUGCUCUUAAACAAACUGCUCAUCAAUGUGAGCAAAAUGCCAUCUCCAUCAGCUUUGUGGCGUCAAACAAAAAGUUGGAUCAAUUAGAUCCAUCAUUUAUGUAUACUCAGAUCUUGAAAGAGAUCUUAUUAACCAUCGAUUUCGAAGAUAAACAUAUUAAAGAAUUUAUUACUUAUUGUCGUGAAGCAUUUGUCGAAAAUGAGCGUAGAUUACAAAAUAUUGAAGAAUUCGAACGUGACUAUCAUAAUCAUAUACCUAUUUGGUGGUAUACUUAUCAAUGUUUUUUAUAUUCGAUGCUCAACCAAGCAUUAAGAUCGAUGGAUGUUGAUAUUAUUGUUCGAAUGGGUUUCUUUAUUAGUGAUCUACAUCGUGAUAUUCAACGACUCCAUUCGGAACAAUUUCCUGGUCAACAAUUUGGUAAAACAUUUAUAGUUUAUCGUGGACAAUGUCUUUCAAAAGACGCUUUCACUGAAAUGACAAAAACUAAAGGUGGACUUCUUUCAUUUAAUAACUUUUUAUCCACUAGUACAAAUCGUGAUGUUUCUCUCUUAUUUGUACCACAAGCUGCUGCAAAUCUUAAUCUUGUUGGAAUUUUAUUUGUUAUAUCCAUUAAUUCAAUUGAUUCAACAACUCCAUUUGCUUCUGUUAGUGGUGUUAGCCAUUUUCAGAUAGAAGAUGAAGUUCUCUUUUCUAUGCAUACCGUUUUCCGUAUUGGAGAUAUUAAACCAAUGGAUGAAAAUAAUCAUCUCUUUCAAGUGAAUUUAACACUGACUAAUGACAACGACCAAGAUCUUCGCACUCUCACUGAUCAGAUCCGGCAGGAGACCUUUCCAAAUCAAGAAGGAUGGUAUAGAUUGGGAUUACUACUGAUUAAAAUGGGUCAACUCACCAAAGCUCAAGAAAUUUACCAAGUUUUACUUCAUCAAACAACGAAUGAGAGCGACAAAGCACUGAUUUAUUAUCAACUGGGUUUGAUCAAAUGUAGUCAAGGAGAAUAUGAAGAAGCACUUUUAUCUCAUGGAAAAGCUCUUAAAAUUCGACAACAAAUACUUUCUUCCAACCAUCCUCGUUUGGGAGAUUCCUAUAACAGAAUUGGUAUUGUAUAUUACAGAAUGGGUGAUUAUCCAAAAGCACUUUCUUAUGAUGAAAAAGGCCUUGCAAUUCAACAAGAAUCACUUCCUCCCAAUCAUCCUGAUUUGGGUGCUUCCUAUAACAACAUCGGUAAUGUGUAUACCAGCAUGGGUGAUUAUCCAAAAGCACUUUCUUAUUAUGAGAAAGAUCUUGCAAUUCUACAGCAAUCACUUCCUUCCACUCAUCCUGAUUUGAGUACUUCAUAUAGCAACAUCGGUAAUGUGUAUAACAGCAUGGGCGAUUAUCCAAAAGCACUUUCAUCUCAUGAAAAAGCCAUUGCAAUUGAAGAAAAAUCACUUCCAUACAAUCAUCCUAGUUUCGCGGAUUCCUAUGACAGAAUCGGUACGGUAUAUUACAGCAUGGGUGAUUAUCCAAAAGCACUUUCUUAUUAUGAAAAAGCCCUCGAAAUUCGACUACAGUCGCUUCCGUCGAAUCAUUAUGAUUUGGGUAUGUCCUAUAACAACAUUGGUGUGGUGUAUGACAAAAUGGGUGAUUAUCCAAAAGCACUUUCGUAUUAUGAGAAAGAUCUUGCAAUUAUACAACAGUCACUUCCUUCCACUCAUCCUGAUUUGGGUACUUUCUGUAACAACAUCGGGUUGUUGUAUUCCAAGAUUGGUGAUUAUCCAAGAGCACUUUCUUAUUAUGAGAAAUUUCUUGGAAUUCAACAACAGUCACUUCCUUCCAGCCAUCCUAAUAUGGGUAGUUUCUACAACAAUAUCGGUUUAGUGUAUUACAAUAUGGGCGACUAUCCAAAAGCACUUUCUUAUUAUGAAAAAGCCCUCGCAAUUCAACUACAAUCAUUUCCCUCGAAUCAUCCUGAUUUUGCUAAAUCCUAUAGCAACUUCGGUAAUCUGUAUAACAGCAUGGGUGAUUAUCCGAAAGCACUUUUGUCUCAUGAAAAAGCUCUUGUAAUUCGACAACAAUCACUUCCUUCCAAUCAUUCUGAUCUGAGUGUUUCCUAUAAUGACAUCGGGCUGGUGCAUGAGAAUAUGGGCAACUAUUCGAAUGCGCAUUCAUUUUAUGAACGUGCUGUACAAAAUGGACAACAAUCAUUACCAACAAACCAUCCUGGUCUUCAACAAUGGAGAAAAAACCUCGAAAAGAUACAAAAUAAAUUAUAA
This is a messenger RNA of Adineta steineri, 2700 nucleotides long. Lineage: Eukaryota; Metazoa; Rotifera; Eurotatoria; Adinetida; Adinetidae. The record is from the annotation of a GenBank genome assembly.